This is a messenger RNA of Sphenostylis stenocarpa, 1101 nucleotides long. The record is from the annotation of a GenBank genome assembly. Lineage: Eukaryota; Viridiplantae; Streptophyta; Magnoliopsida; Fabales; Fabaceae.
AUGUCUUCCACUAAGAACAAGGGAAACGCUCUUGGCGCCAAAACUGCAAGAGCGUGCGAUAGCUGCAUAAGAAAUCGAGCGCGUUGGUACUGUGCCGCGGACGAUGCGUUCCUUUGUCAAGCUUGUGACUCUUCCGUUCACUCAGCGAACCUAUUGGCGCGUAGACACCACCGCGUUCGCUUGAGGAUUGUUUCAAGCAAUAACACCAACAAAAACUCAUCUUCUGGAAUGAGUAAUAUUCGUGCUCCGUCUUGGCACGAAGGGUUCACCAAGAAACCGCGAACGCCACGUCACGGGAAGCAGCACCCUAACAGGGCUCUGAAGAGCCCCUUCGAUGUGGUGGUACCUGAAGUGUUUCCCGAAGACAAGAAUUCGAAUUCCCAUGAACAGAGCUCGGAUCAGCUUCUUUAUAGAGUGCCCGCAACUCCUUCACAUGAGCAAGGGAUAUCCGUGAUUGAUGAGAGGAAAGUUGAUUUGUUUGGAUGUGAAAGCGCGCUUGAGAUCGCGCAGUUUGGUGCCGAGGUUGAGAGCUUGUUGGGUGAGGGACUAGAGAGUGAGUGUGUGGGAAUGGAAGAGUUGGGGCUGGUGGGUACCAAGGAGGUGGAGGAGUAUGCUGCAAAGGAGUGUUGUGUGGAUGGUGGGUAUGUGAAGGAGGAGACGUUUGAAUUGGGAUUUGAAGAGGUGAAGGAAAAGGUUAUUAUUGGGUUGGAUGAGAACCAACAAGUACUCGUAGAGAAGGAUGAACAAAAGAGGAAGAAGAUACUAUUGUUGCGGUUGGAUUAUGAGGCUGUUAUCACUGCUUGGACGAACCAAAAAUCUCCAUGGAUUACUGAUAAACCAGACUUGGGCACUCAGCAUCAUUGCAUGCAUUGUGGCGAAUUGGGUGGAUUAUUUGCGUGCCGUUCAGCAAUGGCAGAAGGGGGAAGAGAAGCAAGAGUAUCAAGAUACAGAGAAAAGCGGCGUACGAGGUUAUUCUCGAAGAAGAUUAGGUAUGAGGUUCGAAGAUUGAACGCGGAGAAAAGACCCAGAAUGAAAGGGAGGUUUGUAAAGAGGCCUCCUAUAGCGACACCACCGACUUUUCCUUCGCUAAGCAAACAAUAA